AUGACUGCGGGUAUGCUCAAUGAUUUAUUACAAAUUAUGAAAAUUGGAUACGCAUUAGUAAUAGGAACAUUCAUUUUAAUGGUAUGGGUGUCUAUGAUUGAAUCCAGAGAAAUGGAUUCUGUAUAUUAUCCGCCAUGUUUCUUCAAUCCUUUGUGUAGUUGUUCUAAAUCGGUACCAGACUUAGGAAUAGUUCAGUGUCAAAAUGUACACUUACCAAGAAUACCCGAAGCAGUUAAUACCUCCAAAGUAUUUAUGUUGCACCUAGAGAAUAACGGACUGAGAACAUUAUCCCCCUAUUUUUUGCAAAGUACAGGUUUGUAUAAAAUUAUAAUAAGCAGAAAUCCUUUAACACUGGUAUCGGAUGAAGCUUUUCUUGGACUGGAAAGAUCUUUGUGGGAAUUGGAAAUUAGCCAUUGUGAACUGAGUCAUGUUCCUAAUCGAGCAAUAAGAUAUUUGCAAAAAUUAAGACUAUUAAAUUUAUCAGGGAAUGGUAUUAACAAAAUCUUACCAGAAGACUGGAGAGGAUUAGAGAAUUCACUAGAAGUCCUUAUACUUUCCGAAAAUUCUAUAACUCAGCUACCGCUGGACUCAUUUUCUGGCUUGCCCAUGGUAGAAAUUAUAGAUUUAAGAGGAAACAAUUUGAGAGAAAUUGAUCCAUCUAUUUUCCGUGACGGAAUGGGAAGACUUGCUCAUUUAAUAUUAGCAGACAAUCAACUAAGUUCAAUUCCCUAUUUAGCACUGCAACCGUUGAGAACUCUGAAGACGCUCGAUUUGAGUUACAAUCGAAUUAACAAGAUGUCGCCCGUUACUGAGCCAGGAGUUAACAUAAAUUUGAAUUUUCAGUUAAAUCUAGACACAUUGAGACUCGAUUAUAAUCAGUUACCGUUUCUUGAGUCUAUGUCUUUUAUGUAUUUUAAUGUAGUGAAUAUAACAUAUUUGGAUGGAAAUCCCUUAAGGGGUCUUGAGGAAAAUGCUUUCCAACAAGCAAAAAUACGAGUGCUAUAUCUCAGAAGUUGUGGCUUAAUUAAAAUAUCACCAGCUGCAUUUAGUGGACUAGAAAAUUACUUGGAACAUUUGGACUUAAGUGGAAAUAAUAUAUCGUUAUUACCUCAAGAUGUGUUCCACAGAUUCGGCUUGCUGAGAACGUUGUCAUUAAGGGAUAAUAUGAUUGACAAUUUAAAUCCUACCGAAGCCUUUAAUGGUUUUCAAUUCACUUUAUAUAACUUAGAUCUAAGUGGCACUGAGAAUUUACCAAUUUCUAUCCAAGAAUUGCGAAGAUUAAGGAGUUUACGAGUAUUAUCAUUGUCUCAAUUGACACAAACUAAUAUUUCUCCUGAAGAUUUCUUGGAAUAUGGAGUUGAUUUAGAAGAACUACAAAUUAAUUUCGCCGAUUUGCAAAUAAUCAAAAGUAACGCAUUUAAGCAUGUUCAUGGAUUAAAGUUCAUUGAUCUCUCGGACAAUAUGAUCACCACCAUCGAAAAUGAUGCUUUUGCUGACAUUGGACACUCUUUAACACAUUUAAUGUUGUCAUCUGCUUUUGCUCCCUCUGUAUCAAAUGUACCAGUAGAUGCAAUAAAAGUAUUACCAAAUUUGGAAUUACUGGAUCUUAGUAACAAUAGAUUAAAAACUAUGCCAGAUACUUCAUUUCAUUUCCUUAGGAAACUGAAAAUACUUGAACUCCAGGAUAAUAUCAUCGAGACUGUACACAAAGGAACAUUUCAGGGUGAUAUCCAUUCAAAUUUAGAACAAAUAUAUUUAUCUUUUAAUAACAUAAAAGUAAUAAAUCAACACACUUUUGUUAAUUUACCGAGAUUAGAGCAGCUUCAUCUGGACGAUAACAGAAUUGAAACCCUCGAGAGAAGGUCAUUUAUGAAUUUGGAAAAUAUUAAAAGAUUGAAUUUGAAAGGAAACAAAAUAUCAAUAAUAGGUUAUGAAGCAUUUCAGAAUUUACCUGAAUUAGAAGAUUUAGAUAUAUCUUAUAAUAAACUGAAAUCGUUCGAAAUUUCCAUGUUUGAUCAAGUUGGGACACUGUCUAUCUUUAGGGUAAACGCCAGUCAUAAUAAUUUGAAGGAUUUAAUAGUAAAUAUGCCUUUAAAUUUUGAACCUGGAGCGGGUGUGCCCAGAGUACAUUCCAAUAUAAAAAUUCUUGAUUUGUCACACAACAAUAUAUCGUCAAUUUCCAAGCAUUUCUUCAUGCCAGUAGAACUAUCAUUAACUCAUCUUUAUCUGAGUUAUAACGGUUUACUCAAUGCAACAAGAGAAGUAUUUGGAAAUUUAAGGCAUCUACAAUGGUUAGAUAUUUCUCAUAACAGAAUGUAUGAAAUGGACUUCGACAUGUUUAGGAAUACAAAAAAAUUACAGGUUUUGCACGCUUGCCAUAAUCGUAUAGCAGACGUACCAAAUGAUUUGUUCCGUUUUCUUACCAACUUAAGGAUAGUUAAUUUAUCCCACAACAGACUACGAUUUUUACCGGAUAAUCUAUUUAGAGAAGAAGGUUUAGAAAGAUUAGAUGUUUCUCACAAUUUGCUAACCAAACUGCCUCUCACCAGCAUGUCUGUUGCAACGGGUAUGAGUUUGUGUGAGCUGGAUUUAUCGUGGAAUAGUAUCUCUUCUUUGUCACAUGGUGGAUUACUGUCUAGGUUUAAGAGUCUUAAUUUCUUAGAUCUCUCUUACAAUCGACUGGCGCAAAUAGAUGGAGGCGUAUUUAAGGGUCUACCAAAAUUGUCAAGCUUAGAUUUAAGUCACAACAGUCAAUUAGUACUUGAACCUAAUGGUUUAAGUUUCCAAGGCCUAGAGUACUCUCUUCUGCACUUGAAUUUAGAUAAUGUGUCGUUAACACAGGUACCUACCUUGCCUACCCCAAACCUGGUUUCAUUAUCCCUAGCUUACAACGCCCUGCCAAACGUCCCGCCUGAGAUGGCAACGAAUAUGACCAAUUUGCAGCGGUUGAACUUGAAUUUUAAUGACUUGUCUGCGGUGCCUAUCGUUACCCACUCUUUGACAGAGUUGCGAUAUCUAUCGAUGGUUGAUAACCCGAUAACAUUCUUAAGCAAUACCAGUUUGCUGGGAGUAGCGGAUCAUUUGGUUGAGUUGGAUAUAAGAAACUUUGAACUCAACACAUUAGAAGCCGGGGUGUUCUGUAAAAUGUACUCAUUGAGGACACUGAAAAUUAGUUACUAUUCCAAUUUGAAGAAUUUUAAUAUUCCCUCAAUUUUGCAAUUUAACGUUGGACUAAGAGAUUUAGAAAUAUAUGUUUCUGCGUCAACAGAUAAUAAUUUGGAGAAAGAGAUGACUGGCGAGUUUCCUCCAAAAUUGCACAACAUUACUUUUACAGGCAAAGGUUUGAAAAAUUUGGCUGAUAAUAUACUGCAGGGUAUCAGAAGUACAAAUUUGCAUGUUUGUCUUCGGAAUACGAGUAUUGUAAAGAUUUCUUCAAACCUUUUUAUGAAUGUGGGUUAUGCUAAAAAUCUUACUCUUGAUGUUAGAGAAAACGGAGAUUUGCAGAAUUUGCAAAAUCCUUCAAGUGGACUCAGACCAGAUUUGUAUAAGAAGACAUUUUUGAUAGACUUACAGAUAUCAGGAAAUAAAUGGUCUUGUGAUUGCGAUUUAGGAUGGAUUGAAGUUUGGUUACGGAAACGUCGUCAAUAUCUGUGUGAAGAUAGUCUAAGUGCACCACCUUACAUAACUGAUCCUGAUUAUAAUUGUAGACAUGUUGAUGAUGAUUUGAGGACCGCAAUAUGCCCAAAUAAAGAUAAUAAUACGAUCAUUGAGGUCCUUAAGGCUGAAAUUGAAUGCGGAUGGAAUUCCUCUUCAUCAUUACAAAGUCUUGCAAUUAGUGUUAUUCUUUCGAUGAUUCUUAUAUUACAGCUGCCUUAA
Molecule: messenger RNA, 3876 nt
Organism: Anoplophora glabripennis (Asian longhorned beetle)
Lineage: Eukaryota; Metazoa; Arthropoda; Insecta; Coleoptera; Cerambycidae
Gene: chp
Product: chaoptin
Exons: 16
Coding region: 1-3876 (1291 amino acids)
Cellular component (GO): extracellular matrix
Molecular function (GO): protein binding
Source: RefSeq, a predicted model, not a curated record